AUGUCAUUCAUUAAGAAAUUCACGUACUUAGUGUCUACAAUAGCACUAUUACUAAAUAUUUACAUCUACACAUACCCAUCAUUGACACCAGAGAAAUGUAAUUGGUCAUUUCAAAAAUCCAUACCAAACUUGUCUCAAAAUGAUCUAUUAACCAAUUUACAAUCAACUCCAUAUUUAGGAGACCUGCUUAAUCAAUAUAUCCUCAAGCCAAAAUUCAAAUCACCAACUAUCAAAGAUAUCAAGAUGCUCGCGUUUGGGGAUCCUCAAAUUAAAGGUAAUUGGCCAUCAACUCCAUAUAUCAAAAGACUAGACACAUUUGGUAAUGAUUAUUAUCUUGGUCAUAUUUAUAACGUUAUGAAGAAAAGAUUACAACCAACACAUGUUGCAGUCUUGGGUGAUUUGUUUAGCUCCCAAUGGAUUGGUGAUUCGGAAUUUUUCAACAGAACGAGACGUUAUGUUACAAGAUUAUUUGAUCAACCUGAUAAAGAACGUGAAUAUGUUUUAGAUUUCAUUAAAGAGAAUGAAAGAGUUGACUGGAUGGAAUUUUUAAAUGAGAAGAAAGCUAUAGAUAUCCAUGAUCUAGAAUUUGGUUAUAGUGACGUUUAUGAUUGGAAUACUGAAGAUUAUUCUCAAUUAUUUGAAAAUGAACCUUUAUUCUUGAAUGUUUCAGGAAAUCAUGAUAUUGGCUACUCAGGUGAUGCUACUUGGCAACAUAUGGCUAGAUAUUUCAAAUUGUUUGGUAAGGAUAACUUUUGGAUCGAAUAUAAUCGUGGUACUCCAUAUGCUUAUAGAAUUGUUGUCUUAAAUUCAUUGUUAUUAGAAGGCCCUGCUUUACAACCUGAAUUUUUGGAGUACACAUGGGAAUUCCUUUACAAGUUGUUUGAAAGAAAAUUUAAAGGUUCAACCAUCUUAUUGACUCAUGUGCCAUUCUAUAAAGAAGAAGGUCUUUGUGUUGAUGGUCCAUUUAUCGAUUACUAUGGUCCUGAUGCAAGAGAAGAUUACAAGGUUAAUCUACUACGAUCACAAAAUCAUUUGAGUUAUGAUACUACUCAACGUGUUUUAAGCUUGAUCUUUAAUGAUGAACCAGGUAUCAUUUUAACAGGUCAUGAUCAUGAAGGCUGUGAAACGUUCUAUAAUAAAAACAUAACCAAUGCUAAAUGGAGUGCUUCUAAAAGUAAAAAUUCAGAUGUUGCCAUUAAAGAAGUUACAGUUCGUGCAAUGAUGGGUGAAUAUGGUGGAAAUUCAGGUAUAAUGACUGGUCAUUUCAAUACAAAGAGACAAGAGUGGGAAUUCGAUUUUUCAUUAUGUCCUUUCAUUAUCCAACACGUCUGGUGGGCCACUAAAGUUGUUUCAAUCAUAUCAGCAUUAUUAUUUUCCACAGUAUUUAUUUUUGAUUUAUAG
This is a messenger RNA of Hansenula anomala, 1401 nucleotides long. It is a transcript of the gene TED1, whose product is annotated as Ted1p. The coding region runs from base 1 to 1401 and encodes 466 amino acids. Gene Ontology annotation, cellular component: endoplasmic reticulum. Gene Ontology annotation, molecular function: hydrolase activity. The record is from RefSeq and is a predicted model, not a curated record. Gene Ontology annotation, biological process: GPI anchor biosynthetic process. The transcript has a single exon. Lineage: Eukaryota; Fungi; Ascomycota; Saccharomycetes; Phaffomycetales; Wickerhamomycetaceae.